AUGCGUUUUGAUUCCGGUUUUGAAUUUAGUGAAUUUUGUCACCGUUAUGCUUAUAAUGAAGGUUUUGAGAUGUUUGUGAGUAGUGAUGAGUUAAAGAAAGAGUAUAAGGAUAAGGGUAUUAGUAAAAAAGGUAUAGGAGAUCUUGAGGCUAGGGCGCAUAUGAUGCAACGAAUAAGAUUAAAAUGCAAGAAGGGAGCUGUUAAAAAAAGUGAGGGGUCUAAUGUUACAGGAUGCAAAGUGUUUGUUUAUGGUUCAUUUAAAAAUGGAGAGUUUGUAGUAGUUAAUUGUUCUUUGCAGCAUAAUCACCCUCUUAGCCCCGAAUGUAGUCGAAUGAUGGUUAAUUACAGGAGCAUUGAUGGAGCUACCUUUGAUAGGAUAAUGAUAUAUGAUAAGGGGGGUGUGAGCGUGAGUAGAAACUUUGGUACUCAGCUUAUUGAAAAAGGUGGUUUUGAUAAUAUUACAUUCAGCAAAAGGGAUGUUAGGAACCCCAUAGCUGUUGAACGCCGUAAAACAAUGUUCGAGGAAUAA
Spinacia oleracea (spinach) is the source of this 528-nucleotide messenger RNA. RefSeq lists its product as uncharacterized. The coding region runs from base 1 to 528 and encodes 175 amino acids. The record is from RefSeq and is a predicted model, not a curated record. The transcript has a single exon. Lineage: Eukaryota; Viridiplantae; Streptophyta; Magnoliopsida; Caryophyllales; Amaranthaceae.